Funneliformis mosseae is the source of this 123-nucleotide messenger RNA. The record is from the annotation of a GenBank genome assembly. Lineage: Eukaryota; Fungi; Glomeromycota; Glomeromycetes; Glomerales; Glomeraceae.
AUGAAAUUAGAUGAAUCAGACUUAAAUAAAAUACCAAUUUCGCAAAAUUUUACGAAUCUACAAACUGAACUUAUGAUGUCAGUUUUGCAAAAUUGUACGAACUGUGCUAGUUUUGUAAAAUGA